AAGUCGGCACUGCGCGUCCCCGAGCCGCGCGCGCCCUACGCCUUCCUCCCCUGGGACCCGCGCGCGCGCGCACUGCCGCCCACCCCGCCGUCGCCGUCGCCCCUCGGAAAGUCAGCGGCUCCCGCCAUGUCUUCGCCUCCAGAAGGGAAGCUGGAGACCAAAGCCGGACACCCGCCCGCCGUGAAGGCUGGUGGAAUGCGGAUUGUGCAGAAACACCCACAUACUGGAGACGGGAAGGAAGAGAAGGACAAAGAUGAGCAAGAAUGGGAAAGCACCAGCCCACCUAAACCAACCGUGUUCAUCUCUGGUGUUAUGGCUCGGGGUGACAAAGAUUUUCCCCCCGCGGCUGCACAGGUGGCCCACCAGAAGCCACACGCCUCCAUGGACAAACAUGUUUCUCCAAGAACGCAACAUAUCCAGCAGCCCCGCAAGUGACCUGCGCCCAGAUCCUGGUGCCCAGACCACAGCACCCUCUGCAGCAGCAGCCAGGCCCACAUCCCAUGAUGCUCCCCGGCCAAAGGAACUUGCACUUUCUGAGCAGUUCACCAAGUUCAGAAACCUAAGACAAAGUGAACCCCCGCUGUCUCAGACCCCCGAACCCCAAACUUUGUUUCUAAGAGUCCUCACUGUGUCAACGAAGAGUCAUUGUACCCUACCUCCCCCAGAAGUACCAUUAGCAGGACUUGGCAGGUCCUGAGGAAGCCUUCAUACCCACAA
This is a messenger RNA of Phodopus roborovskii (desert hamster), 717 nucleotides long. It is a transcript of the gene Dap, whose product is annotated as death associated protein. Gene Ontology annotation, molecular function: death domain binding. Lineage: Eukaryota; Metazoa; Chordata; Mammalia; Rodentia; Cricetidae. Gene Ontology annotation, biological process: negative regulation of autophagy; cellular response to amino acid starvation; apoptotic signaling pathway. The transcript has 4 exons. The coding region runs from base 127 to 435 and encodes 102 amino acids. The record is from RefSeq and is a predicted model, not a curated record.